Oppia nitens is the source of this 864-nucleotide messenger RNA. RefSeq names its product histone-lysine N-methyltransferase SMYD1-like. Bases 91 to 846 code for a protein of 251 amino acids. Lineage: Eukaryota; Metazoa; Arthropoda; Arachnida; Sarcoptiformes; Oppiidae. Gene Ontology annotation, cellular component: nucleus. The record is from RefSeq and is a predicted model, not a curated record. The transcript is spliced from 2 exons.
CCUCAGCUACCUGUCCUAUAUCUUGUAAUUGUUUUAAUUAAUUGGUUUUAAACAAACAAUUUAUUGUAGUAUUGGAAACAAACAAAUAAUAUGUUGAAAGCAGACAAAGACUAUCUGACGGAAGAUGUGGUGUUUGAAUGCCAACCAUUUGUUCACCACAUUUACGACCGAUUCAAAGGACAAGUGUGUGACCAUUGUUUGGCCAAAAGUGAUCGGUUGAAGAAAUGCGCGAACUGUGGACACAUGUAUUAUUGCAACCGAAACUGUCAGCUCAAUGACUGGCGGUCAGGACAUCGGUAUGAGUGCCAGAUAUUCAAGAAUCACUACCAGAAGCUAUUGGAUGAAGACAAUCUGGCCAUACCAUUGACGCGUCUAUAUCUCAUCAUUAAAGCUGAUCCACAUAUUGUUAACAAAAAGUAUAAUACCGUUGACGGACAUCAGCUAUGUUUCAACGAUUUGCAGUCACAUUGCCAUGAGAUUAGCAAAGACUGGCUUAAGAUGGGUGUUAUGACACUCAUAAGCGAUGCCAUGAAAUCCUGUGGUAUAAAAGUAUCUAAAGAUUAUUUUCGUCAUUUGUUCGGCAAAUUUAUUGUCAAUUACUAUGAGCUGACCUAUACUAAUGGUAUGAACCAAUCGACGGCCCCCGAAAAAUGCGGUACCGGUUUGUUCAUCGGUGCGACCGCUUUGCAUCACUCGUGUGCCUACAAUGUCUCUGUCGACACUUUCGUCGGCAAUCGACUGCAAGUAACGGCCAGAUAUUUAAUACGAGACGGCGAAGUGUUGACCACUUAUUAUGUGAAUCCGUUUAAUACCAAAUGGUUUUUUAUUACAAAAGGAGACAUUUAAAUAGUCAUUAAUGUUGUA